AAGAAAACGGACCAAAGGGUUUUUAACCAUAACUGUACCUUUUUUCACACAAUUUACGUAUUUUCUUAUCUAAGUUGAAUGCACCAUCUUGAACCCGACCCCUCCUCCAAAUGGGAUUGUUGAUUCAAUUUAAGCGAAAGAAAUUGAAAAGCGUUUUUGGAUCCACAAAGUGCUCUAAUUUUGGCAAUUGAUUCGUUGUGAUAUCUACAAUAUUAUCAAUUGAACUCUUAAUUAAACGCCGAGGCCUUCGCGCCUGCGCUGUUUUAAAUGGCUCUGGAAUUGGGGAACUCUUAACGGCCAAGAGUGAAAAACCCAGACCCCAUCGGACCAACCUUGUCAACUCGGCUGCUCAGUUGUCGCUCGCACACGCGAUCGCCCGGUUGACAAUUUCAGAGCCCUCCAACGUUUUAUUGCCUAUAAUUUUCCGGCCAGCUGUGCGUAGUAAUUAAGUGGAAACUCGGUGGAAAAUUAUCUCUUCUUUGACGAAAAGCCAAAGUCAACAAACAACAGAGUCUUUUCCUUUACGCACACCGUCGGCUUAAUGCAUUUCUAAUUACCAGUUUCUGUCCCCUUUACGCCCGUUAAAAAGACUUUCUCUUUUACGUUGACACAUUUCUGGGCCCAUAUUUACUCGCCUCAUCGAUCAAAAGUGCGUGGGCGUGUUAUUUUUGAAACGAAAAUUUGUUGUGAAAACAAAACUAACCUUGGUCCCUUUUGUGCUGGCCAAAACAAUGCGGUCUGACUGCAUUCCAAAAAUCCAAGUGUACGAAACUGCAGUCCAAAGUUACGUUUUGACUAGUUUGUCAGCGAUUUUUGAGCCCGAAAAGUGAAGUUGCCGUCAUAAUGGCCUGCCUCUCGGACAUUGAUUUGGCCACCUUGCACGAGAAUCGCUUGGAGCAGCGCUGGCACUACGGAUUGCCCAAUGGCCAGCAUAUUUACGACCACCACCACGACGGCUUCAGUCCCAUGACCCGUUACUGUCUGGAGCGGAGUCUGCAGAGGAAGGUGCAGCCGGAUCAGAAGGGGAGUGGUGUGGAGCGGGGUCGGGCCAGGGAUAAUGCCAAUGGCAGUGGAUCGGCAUCAGGUGGGCAACGCAGACGAUCCGGCACCUGGCCGCGCACUCGCAGUUUGAAUGCUCCUUCGCCUGUCCAGCAAUUCGGACCAUGUGGACGCAUCAUGAAGAACUCGGCCAUGGUCAUGCAGAUCCAGGAUCCGGCUAGUCAGCGCCUCACCUGGUACAAGCCACCUCUCACCGUCCUGGUGAUCAAGAAGGUCAGCGAUGCCUCGGUUCUGGCGCCCUUUGUCCAAUUGGUGGAAUGGCUGCUGGAGGAGAAGUGCAUGGUGGUCUGGGUGGAGUCGGCGGUGCUGGAGGAUGCGCUACUCAACGAGGAUGUGCGAUUCAAGGCCAUUCGGGAUAAGCUGGUGACAUUCAAAGAUGGCCGCGAUGAUCUGACCGAUCGGAUAGACUUCAUUGUCUGUCUUGGAGGCGAUGGAACUUUGCUGUACGCCUCCCUGCUCUUCCAGCAAUCUGUGCCUCCUGUUAUGGCCUUCCACUUGGGCUCCCUGGGCUUCCUCACACCCUUUCGCUUUGAUAACUUCCAAGAGCAAUUGACCAGUGUACUGGAGGGCCACGCUGCCCUAACGCUUCGCAGUCGUCUGCGCUGUGUGAUGCAUCGCCGGGCGGAUAGGAAGCAUGAGGCAAAGACUCUAGAAGUAGACCCAGAUGGAGACGCUCGACCGGCGUCCAACAGCAUCCUGGUACUUAACGAGGUUGUCAUCGAUCGAGGACCCUCGCCGUAUCUCAGCAAUAUCGACUUGUUCCUGGACGGCAAGUACAUCACAUCGGUGCAGGGAGAUGGUCUGAUUGUGUCUACGCCCACGGGAAGCACAGCAUAUGCAGCAGCAGCUGGUGCCUCCAUGAUCCAUCCCUCCGUACCGGCCAUUAUGGUGACUCCCAUCUGCCCGCAUUCGCUGAGCUUCCGACCUAUCGUGGUGCCAGCAGGGGUCGAACUGAAGAUCUCAGUUUCCCCCGAGAGCCGCAACACCUCGUGGGUGAGCUUCGAUGGACGCAACCGACAGGAACUCUUCCAUGGCGACAGCCUCCGCGUGACCACCUCCAUCUAUCCCGUGCCCGGCAUCUGUGCCCAGGAUCAGAUAUCCGACUGGUUUGCCUCCCUCGCCGAUGGACUGCACUGGAAUGUGCGCAAGCGGCAGAAGUGCCUCGACGAGCUGUCGGAUCUCACGGCUUCCGGAUCGGAGGACACGCUGGACGAGAUCGAGAACAUGAAAUUGUAUGAUGUGUAGUGCGUAAGUCCCUGUUGCUAAUCGUAGCCGUAGGUUAGUAGUACUCUUUGUCCUUUGCCCUUGCGAAAGUCUUUUUAUUUAGUGUGUAAUUUACGAUUAUUUUCCAAGUAUCAAAUUAAAACAAUUUGUUAACCACAUUUCGCCAAAUGUAACAGAAAAGUUUCAUAGUUUGUACUCCUUGCAAUCCCAAAGCUCCUAAAAUGGGUAUAAACUAUUAAGUAAUGCUGAAAUAUUGUAAAUUUCUGCUAGAUAUAUAUAAAUGCUGCUAGUAAAAACUUAAUAAAUUGUUUAAGAGAACAAACCUCGAAUCUUUGAAAAACAAAUU
Drosophila rhopaloa is the source of this 2629-nucleotide messenger RNA. RefSeq names its product NAD kinase (gene Nadk1b). Gene Ontology annotation, biological process: NAD+ metabolic process; NADP+ biosynthetic process. NCBI's taxonomy places the organism in Eukaryota, Metazoa, Arthropoda, Insecta, Diptera, Drosophilidae. The coding region runs from base 844 to 2304 and encodes 486 amino acids. Gene Ontology annotation, molecular function: NAD+ kinase activity. The record is from RefSeq and is a predicted model, not a curated record. The transcript has 4 exons.